Cynara cardunculus var. scolymus (artichoke) is the source of this 1148-nucleotide messenger RNA. Its product is annotated as hemK methyltransferase family member 2-like. Lineage: Eukaryota; Viridiplantae; Streptophyta; Magnoliopsida; Asterales; Asteraceae. Gene Ontology annotation, molecular function: S-adenosylmethionine-dependent methyltransferase activity; protein methyltransferase activity; nucleic acid binding. The transcript is spliced from 3 exons. The coding region runs from base 120 to 860 and encodes 246 amino acids. The record is from RefSeq and is a predicted model, not a curated record. Gene Ontology annotation, cellular component: eRF1 methyltransferase complex. Gene Ontology annotation, biological process: methylation.
GUCGACCAGUUUGUUUUGUUCUCUAGCUCUUCUUCUCUCGAUUCGAUUUGCAGCAGCAAAGGGUUUUGCUAGGCAACGACAACCUACAACAGAGCAAUUUCACAAAUUUCCCACAAAAGAUGGCCUCCAGAAUAGCGCAAAUCCGAUUAGUCAGUUCACAUCCUCAAGUUUACGAACCAUGUGACGAUUCAUUUGCUUUGGUUGAUGCACUCUUGGCUGAUCGGAAAAAGUUGUUAGACCACCGCCCAACAAUUUGUAUGGAAGUUGGCAGCGGCAGUGGUUAUGUAAUUACUAGUCUCGCUCUUAUUCUACAAGAAAUAAAAACCGCCUAUUAUUUUGCCACCGACAUCAAUCUGCACGCCGUAAGAGUGACUCACGAAACGCUAGAAGCCCAUGGGGUUCAUGCAGAGUUACUAACAACCAACAUUGCCGCCGGGCUAGAGAAGAGAUUGGCGGGACUGGUUGAUGUGAUGGUGGUGAACCCACCUUAUGUUCCAACACCGGAGGAAGAAGUGGGUGGUGACGGGAUUGCUGCCGCCUGGGCUGGCGGAGAAAAUGGGCGGAGUGUUAUUGAUAAGAUUUUACCGAUUGCUGAUAAUUUGUUAUCUGAGAAAGGCUGGUUGUAUAUGCUGUUUCUUGCAGCUAAUGAUCCAUUGCAAAUAUGCCUUCAAAUGAGAGAGAAAGGUUAUGCUGCAAAAAUUAUUGUCCAAAGAGCAACAGAAGAAGAAAGUUUACAUGUAAUAAAGUUUUGGCGUGAUUCGGAUAUUCGAAUGGAAGGAAAUGAAGCAGUCACGAUAGCGAAAAAUAGGGGAUGGGAGUUUUUGCUUUCGCAGCUUUCUCGAUUGUCAUUCCGAAGAUAAGGCGAUAACAGUUCUUAUCGAAGGGGUUUACCAAUUUUUUUGAUCAAGAGCGGAAUGGUUGUUUACCAAGGUGUUUUGAAUUGACAGCGUGAAUGAUAGAAAAUUUACCAUUGUAACGCUUUGUUUGAUUUAAGUAAAUGACAAGUGACAUUACAUGUGGGAUAGUUGGAUAGUUAGGUUCAAAUAAGAACAAUAGACAAACAAGAAAAUAAAAGAACGGUUAAAUCACAUGUUAUUUUGCACUAAAUUAUGUGUAAAAAUGAAAUGUAAUUUGUGCAACUUUGGCUG